Adineta steineri is the source of this 1170-nucleotide messenger RNA. The record is from the annotation of a GenBank genome assembly. NCBI's taxonomy places the organism in Eukaryota, Metazoa, Rotifera, Eurotatoria, Adinetida, Adinetidae.
AUGGGACGAAAAUCUAAUGUUAAAGAUCAUAUUAUUUCGCCUCCAGAAACAAAUGGUACUGAUACUAACGGUCUAUAUGAAAAACGUCUUCGUUCAUGGAAACGAAAACCAACUUCUUCGAAACGCAAUCAGAUACCUGUUUCAUCUGUAGUUGAUACUGACGAAGUCUUACCUCUUGCUAAAUCAACUAUUUAUACUUAUCCAAUCAAUAUCAAUAAUGAUCAUCGACAACGUAUUUUAUCCAAUACAAUCAUGUCCGAUAGUUUAACUACUGAUAGUGCUUUCUAUUGUUCAUCGAUAUCAAAUUCUUCUAUUCAAACAACUGCUGAUUUAAAUAAUAAUCAUGUGACAACAUUAAAUGUAGACAAUAGAAAAAGAAAAAAUUCUGCAAUACUAUAUGAAAACCUUUCCAGUCAGUUUUCACAAAUGAAUAGAUCAGAGAUAUUAUCCAAUCCGAACGAUGAAAAUAGUAUUAUUGAACAGCAAUCAUCAACUACAAAUCGACAUUUAACAUGUAUAUUUAUAUUUCAAAUAUUUUCGUUUGUCAAAACAAAUUAUUCAAUAUUUUUAGAUCAUCAAAAUCCAAUAAAACGAUCACGUUUAUCUACUGAUGAUUCUAUUAUUAAUAGUGAUAUUAUUGAUAUUAAUCAAUUAGAUCAACAAGAAUCUUUAUCAUUAUCUAUAAAUAAUUCUAAUUCAAUGGAAACAGCUGUUAAAAUGGUUCAACCAAUUGUUGAUAUCAUAUUUCAUGCAUUUGAAGAUCAACUUAAAAAUGCGCAAAUAAAAACGAAUCAAACAUUUCCUUCAAAUUCUUCAUUAACAAAUGUUUCACCGAAACAAUUACAUCCUUCUAAAAUAUAUCCGUACUUUCCUUUAACAUCUCCUACUCAUCCAAUAGUAUUACAUGCAGUUAAUUUCAAUAUACAAUUAACAACAAAAGAACCAACAGUAGUUUCUAGCGAACAAUAUUUAAUAAAUACUACAUCAAAUGAAAAUGAUUCUCUACAAACAAUCUUCUUGACUGAACUUAAACGAAAAGUAGCAUCGUGUAUUCUAUCAAAUAGCUAUGAAACAAAUGAUAAUCAUCAGGGACAACGACGUAAACUAAAACGUAUUGCUCAGUUAGCUGUAUUAGGUGUUAGUGUAUUAUGUGGCUAUUUACUUUUGUAA